CAAAAGAUGAGUCAUUUCUAAAAUGCUAAGCCUUUGAAGUGCUUUGUAUUCAAACUGGAAAGUAUAUAAAGGCAUUUUACUUUCAGCAUCCAAGUCCGUAAGAAAUUUAGAAGAUGACAUGGUAUUCAAUACAUUUAGGCUGGGGAAAGCCUUUCAGAAGGUAGAUACUGCAGAAAAAUCAGUUGUUGCACCUCCCCUGGAACAAUAUAGAAAUGAUGAGACAAGCUUCAUGAAUGAUGAGGAGAACAAAAAUUCAAAGAAUGCAGGUGCCAAACAUAAUUUCUUAAAUCAUGGUCUACCACUGAAUCUGGCUCUAAAACCUUAUCUUGCACUAAAAGGAUCUGUAGUUUUUCCAGCUGAAAAUGGAGUUCAGAAUAUUGAAUCAACACAAGAAAAGAGAGAAAUUGGGGAUGAAGAAAACUCAGCUAAAUUUCCCAUAGGAAGGAGAGAUUUUGACAUGCUCAGGUGCAUGCUGGGAAGAGUCUAUCGACCUUGUUGGCAAGUCUGAUACCUGCUGGUCCACAUCAUCUUUCCAGAAGAAAACAAAAUCAUUUAAUUGUCUAUGGGGGAAAAAGCCCUUAAUGUUACUCUAACUUGUAUUAUUUUAAAAUCUCUGUUCUCAAAAGAAGUAUUAUUAAAAUGUGAAUUAACUUAAAUGAUAUGCUUUACCUGUGCAUUAAACUUUGUGAAUAUUCUGCA
Messenger RNA from Condylura cristata (star-nosed mole), 699 nucleotides. RefSeq names its product pro-melanin-concentrating hormone (gene PMCH). Lineage: Eukaryota; Metazoa; Chordata; Mammalia; Eulipotyphla; Talpidae. Gene Ontology annotation, biological process: chemical synaptic transmission; behavior. The transcript is spliced from 4 exons. Gene Ontology annotation, molecular function: melanin-concentrating hormone activity; type 1 melanin-concentrating hormone receptor binding. The coding region runs from base 119 to 508 and encodes 129 amino acids. The record is from RefSeq and is a predicted model, not a curated record.